UGGGCCGGACCGGACGCGCGACACAAAAGGCUCUCCAGGCAAGAGGGACUGUGGCCCUGCGACGGCGCGGCCCGGGGUUUGCUGCGCAUCGGGCUCGCUCGUCUGAUCGCUCCUGUCUGCUCAGCCCGAACCCCAGCGCCACCUCGCUCCUCACCCGGAGCACCGCGAUGGAGGUCCCGCCCCGGCUCUCCCAUGUGCCGCCGCCAUUGUUCCCCUCCGCUCCCGCGGCUCUCGCCUCCCGCAGCCUCUCCCAUUGGCGGCCGCGGGCGCCCCGGCAGCUCGCCCCGCUCCUCCCUUCGCUCGCUUCCAGCGCCUCCCGGCAGGGGGCGCGCCGGAGCCCGCGCCACGUCACCGCCCAGCAGCCCUCCCGAUUGGCGGGCGGGGCGGCUAUAAAGGGAGGGCGCAGGCGGCGGCCGGAUCUCUUCCGCCGCCAUUUUAAAUCCGGCUCCAUACAACGCUCCGCCGCCGCCGCUGCCGCCGCCGCCGGGACCCGCACUGCGCGCCAGCAACCCCUUGCCGACGGCUCCGCCACCAUGGAGGACAUGAACGAGUACAGCAACAUAGAGGAGUUCGCAGAGGGAUCCAAGAUCAACGCGAGCAAGAAUCAGCAGGAUGACGGUAAAAUGUUUAUUGGAGGCUUGAGCUGGGACACAAGCAAGAAAGAUCUGACUGAGUAUUUGUCUCGAUUUGGGGAAGUUGUAGACUGCACAAUUAAAACAGAUCCAGUCACUGGAAGAUCGAGAGGAUUUGGAUUUGUGCUUUUCAAAGAUGCUGCUAGUGUGGAUAAGGUUUUGGAACUGAAAGAACACAAACUGGAUGGCAAAUUGAUAGACCCCAAAAGGGCCAAAGCUUUAAAGGGAAAAGAACCCCCUAAAAAGGUUUUUGUGGGUGGAUUGAGUCCAGAUACUUCAGAAGAACAAAUCAAAGAAUAUUUUGGAGCCUUUGGAGAGAUAGAAAAUAUCGAGCUUCCCAUGGAUACAAAAACAAAUGAGAGAAGAGGAUUCUGUUUUAUCACAUAUACAGAUGAAGAGCCAGUAAAGAAAUUGUUAGAAAGCAGAUACCAUCAAAUAGGUUCUGGGAAGUGCGAAAUCAAAGUUGCACAACCCAAAGAGGUAUACAGGCAGCAACAGCAACAACAAAAAGGUGGACGAGGUGGGACGGCUGGUGGAAGAGGUGGUGCUAGGGGACGUGGAAGAGGUCAGGGCCAAAACUGGAACCAAGGAUUUAAUAACUAUUAUGAUCAAGGAUAUGGAAAUUAUAAUAGUGCCUAUGGUGGUGAUCAAAACUAUAGUGGCUAUGGCGGAUAUGAUUAUACUGGGUAUAACUAUGGGAACUAUGGAUAUGGACAGGGAUAUGCAGACUACAGCGGUCAACAGAGCACUUACGGCAAGGCAUCCCGAGGGGGUGGCAAUCACCAGAACAAUUACCAGCCCUACUGAGGAGGACCUGGGAGAAAGCAGGUGUGUGAGCUUACAAGGAAACAUUGGCAAUGUCUGAUUUCAUUUAAAGAUCAAUAGACAAAUGGAAAAGAGUAAACAAUAUAUGUAGUCUUUACUAAAUUGUAAAUUUGUAAUUGCUUUAUGAGCCUGUUUUGCCUAAAGUGUCUAUAGAUCUUUAACUUUAAAGUCUUACCUCACCUUUUUUAGAAUUACAGAAAAACUUAAGAGUUUUUCUGUUUGCUUUGUGUACCAGGAGGUUUAAACUUUUUUUAGAACUAUUAACAGGUAAAGUACUGAAAUGGGUACAACUUAAGGAAAACAAGAAUGUUGUCUUCUAACUCUGACAUUAUACCUUGUUUGUACCCGCCAGCGGGAACUUCAUUGCAGGCCGUGUGUCACCCUGACCACGUCUAUCUCUGGGGGUCGCACGUUGCGGGCAGAGCGCAAGGCAUACACCAGAAAAGGCUGUCCUGUGGUAUGGUCUCUUCCAACUUCAUGUACCAGCGUAAAGAUUAAAAGUGGAAACUUCAGACUUUGCUUCUUUUUAAUCUUUUUGGAGAUUAAGUGUCUAAACUUAACUUAAAUGGUUUUUUGCAGGAGUUAAAGUACAUAAAUGCCUUUUUACAGCUUAAUCAUUUUGGUCUUCUGUUUAGUGUUGUAUUUCAAUUGUGGAGCCUCAUUUUAAGUGUCCAUUCUUUAAGAUUUAAUGCUUGCUUUUUCUUUUUAUAGCUAAUAGUGAAAUCUACAAACCAAAACAAGAACUUUUAAAUCUGGGAUAUAAGUUAAAGAUCAUAUGCACAAAGCAAUUCGUUGUCAUGUUAAUAUUCUAAACCUGCCUGAAAUUUGUGUUGGUUGAUAGCAUUCUACUUGGCUAGCUAGAGCUAUGCCUCUAGUUGGCCUUUUUCUGCUAGGCUUAUAACUGUGGAAAGAUUACAUUCCUGUGUUCUAAAGCGAAUCCACCAAAUAUCAUUUGGGAACUCCACAGUGAGUUUUUCAAGCACCCAAAGUACACUUUGUCGGUAAUCAUGCAUGUGAUCUUUAAUUGUUGAAGAAAAGAAUAAAGUGAGGACUUAAUUCAUGAAAGUGGACCUUUGCAAACUUGUGAGGGUUGCAUACAGCUAAUGGUUGUUUUGUUUUUGUUUUAGGAGGUGUAAAGAAACCAUCUUACAGGACGACAUUGAAGAUUGCUUGAUCUUGUGUUGACCUGAGAUGAUUAUUUUGUAAAAGACUUUCUAGUGUACAUGACACGAUUGUGUCCAACUGUAUAUAGCUGCCAAUUAGUUUCUUGUUUUUACUUUGUCCUUUGCUAUCUGUGUUAUGACUCAAUGUGGAUUUGUGUUUACACAAAUUUUUGUUUGUAUUAUUCGUGUUAAACCUCAAAUAAAUGCUUCCUUAUGUGAUUGUU
Molecule: messenger RNA, 2844 nt
Organism: Arvicola amphibius (Eurasian water vole)
Lineage: Eukaryota; Metazoa; Chordata; Mammalia; Rodentia; Cricetidae
Gene: Hnrnpdl
Product: heterogeneous nuclear ribonucleoprotein D like
Exons: 7
Coding region: 168-1439 (423 amino acids)
Biological process (GO): regulation of gene expression
Cellular component (GO): nucleoplasm
Molecular function (GO): poly(G) binding; poly(A) binding
Source: RefSeq, a predicted model, not a curated record